AUGAUCUCGACUACCCUCAUGACUUUCCUACUGAUUACCAAACCGGAGGUCCGGUCGGUCAAGCUGCUUGGAUCAUGGGAUAAUUUCUCCAAGCAAUAUGUGAUGGAAAGAGAUACACGCGUCGGCCCAGGACACUGGAGAGGAUGCCACACCUUUACCGAUAUCAUAGGCGAUGGACCAGAUAAGACUCAAUGGCGAACAGGAGGUCUGAAGAUGGGUGGUACUUACUGGUAUUAUUAUUUGCUCGAUAAUGAUAUAGAGUAUUACAACGAGGCAGAGCCAACGACCACAAUGUGCCCGCUUCUUCCAGGGCAGCCCAUGAAUGUGCUGAACGUCCCUAUCAUUUUACCCGACAGUCGCGCACAUGGACGCUCGGCGAGUGGCAGCUCCCAAAGAUCUGAACAUCUUCGGACGAUGAACCCCGAAGACAAGUUUAUGAACCCGCGGAAGCCGCCGCCACAGCCCCAACUUGCGCGUCUCCAGACAUCUGCACCAAUCCGUCGCGAACCGAGCCCUGCAGAGUCGUCGAGCAGAUCUCCGAUGGCCGGAAUUCACCGAAGUGCAUCUCAGCCGCACAGUGCCACCCGUAAAGGCCACAAGAAAGAUUCACGUUCUAUGUCUCCUCCGAGAGCCCGAGCCCUUCUGGCUGCUUUAAGGCAACCCGCUGAGGUGGAUAGAAAGUUCGAGCCAGCGCAACCAGUGAAUGCUUUUAAGAUUGCACCGCAGCAACCUAUUGAGAAUCGCCGUGAUAUCCCUGGAGUCAAGAUCAACGCCGGAAUCGCAAUUCCAUCCACAAGCUCUCCUGACAAACUUGGUCCGUCUACAAUUCAAAGUCGUCGUGCGAUGAAAGCAGCCGCUGGAGAAACGGCAGCGGGUCGUCUUCUCACAGUGCAGACGCGUCCGGAGCCCCGUAAAUUGAGUCCUCGCAGCGUAGCAAACGGAAACACCGCGCCAUUUGACGAAAACCGCGCGAUCAGGGACGCCCUGAAAGAUAUCGCUAACUCUGGUGACUUGCCCACACCAACUGCUGCGUUUACCAAAGAAAAGAGGCUGCCUACACUUCCAAACACGCCAUCUUCAGUCAUGGAUGAAGCAGUCCGCGCCAUUGACGAAAGAGACAAGGCGAUGGACGACGAGAUUCCACGCAGUUACUUCUCCAGCAUGACAACAACAACAGUCGACUCCACCCACUCCCAGAUCGUGCCUGAGUACAGCCGGUUCUCUGAAUGGAGUACCGACACCGAAACCGACUACAACCCGCAUGAAUCAAUAACCUCUCGCAGUCUGGCGAUGGUGCAACUAAUACGGACCCAAACACCCCCCCAUCUCACUGUCUACUCCAAACCUUCAUCUCCGAACUCGGCAUCCGGAGAACUCCCUCCCUGGAGCGUCGAUCUCCCCCAACUCACCCUCUCCCUGUCCACACCUGGCCUAGACUGUUCUGGGCUGGGCAUCGAGAAUAUGGAUGAAGUGGAAAGCAACCCAAAGCGUCAUGCCGCCCUAUUUAGCGCCCUUGAAUCCAUGGAGGCCCUUGCAAUGUCGCGUAGCCCCAAUGGAUCCCCGAUCAUCCUCCCCCAAGUCUCCAGAGGCUCAGACACGGAGCAAAAUAUCUCUACCACAGAGCGGAAAGUGAGCGAGACUUCCCUGGAGCGCAUUCGCUCCCGUCGCAGCAAUGCCUCGUUCCAGGGGAAUGCUACCAUGCAGGAGUUGAUAGAUGAGCUCAGUUACCUGAAGAAUCUGAUCCAGGCUGACAUGGAUGGGGCUCCCUUUUGA
Molecule: messenger RNA, 1773 nt
Organism: Penicillium crustosum
Lineage: Eukaryota; Fungi; Ascomycota; Eurotiomycetes; Eurotiales; Aspergillaceae
Exons: 4
Coding region: 1-1773 (590 amino acids)
Source: RefSeq, a predicted model, not a curated record